AUGCUGGUGCAGCAGUUGAAGUUGGUGAAUGUUCGACUUGCAGCGGCUGAAAAGCGGAAUGCUUCCGGUGCUGAUGAGGAGAAGGGUGCAGAAGCCAGGGGGAGCAAGGUUAUUGCUGUUGCUGUGGUUAAGGGGAAGGGAGUUCACAAGUGUGACACUCGUGAGCAGCACAAAUGUGAGGUCUCGGUGCAGCUGAAGGAUGGAGCUGAGAAGGAGAAGAUAGUGGAGCUGAAUGUGGCUGAUGAUGGGACUCAGGUGAAGGGGGAACCUGAGGUGAAGCGGAGCUUGGAGGAAGCCGACAUUACCUUGGAUGGUAACGGUAUUACCGCAGCUAAUGACAUGGGAGCUGAAAGUGUGGGGAAGGAUAAGACAGCUUUCCCUAAAAUUGGAGUUGGGAUCGGCAAUGUAGCGGAGCCGGUUGACAGUGAGAAGCUGAGUGAUGGAGCUGAAUAG
This is a messenger RNA of Closterium sp. Yama58-4, 453 nucleotides long. NCBI's taxonomy places the organism in Eukaryota, Viridiplantae, Streptophyta, Zygnematophyceae, Desmidiales, Closteriaceae. The record is from the annotation of a GenBank genome assembly.